This is a messenger RNA of Varanus komodoensis (Komodo dragon), 6356 nucleotides long. RefSeq names its product xylosyltransferase 1 (gene XYLT1). The record is from RefSeq and is a predicted model, not a curated record. Gene Ontology annotation, biological process: heparan sulfate proteoglycan biosynthetic process; chondroitin sulfate proteoglycan biosynthetic process. The coding region runs from base 86 to 2650 and encodes 854 amino acids. Gene Ontology annotation, molecular function: protein xylosyltransferase activity. Lineage: Eukaryota; Metazoa; Chordata; Lepidosauria; Squamata; Varanidae. Gene Ontology annotation, cellular component: membrane. The transcript has 11 exons.
AACUCGACAGCCUGUCCCAUCAAGGAGAAAUGCCCUUUUCCUAGACUCACUGGGUGUCUCAUCAUGUUUUAAUUGGGCUUUUGAAAUGAAUCUUUCUUUCUUUUUGCAGGAUCCACCUGUCAAUCCUUACAAGGGCUUGGAAACCCAGGAUGGCUACUUCUCCCACCGGCCAAAGGAGAAAAUGCGAACGGACAGCAAUAACGAGAACUCCGUCCCCAAGGACUUUGAAAAUGUCGACAACAGCAACUUUGCUCCCAGGGCGCAGAAGCAGAAGGAGCGCCAGCAGCCCGAGCUGGUGAGGAAGCCGGUGAGCAAGCGGAAGGAGCGCUUGCGGAGGAAGCUGGAGCAGAAGGAGAAGGUGAAGGAGAACUCGCUCCUGGGGAAGAGCUCGAAUGAGGUGCUCCCCUACUCCAACCCUGCCCCGAAGAGCAGCAACGGCAGCCUCCACCUGAGGGACGCCCACCGGCCCCCCAAGCAGCACCCCUCGAGGAAGGCCGGAAACGGCUCCCCUGAGCUCAGCUACGAGCAGCUGCCGAAAUGCGAGAUCUCCGGCAAGGAGGCGUUGUCGGCUCUGUCCAGGGCCAAGUCCAAGCAGUGCCACCGGGAGAUCGCCGAGGUCUACUGCCGGCACAAGCAGGAGAAGCUUAUGCCGGAGCGAGUGACUCGCUUCUGUCCCCUGGAAGGCAAGGCCAGCAACAGCGUGCACUGGGAUGAGGACUCCGUCGAGUACAUGCCAGCCAACCCGGUCAGGAUCGCCUAUGUCUUGGUGGUUCAUGGCAGAGCUUCCCGGCAGCUGACCCGCAUGUUCAAGGCCAUUUACCAUAAAGACCACUUCUAUUACAUUCACGUGGACAAGCGAUCCAGCUACCUGCACCGGCAAGUGCUCCAGUUCGCUAGCCAGUAUCCAAAUGUGAGGGUCACUUCCUGGCGCAUGGCAACCAUCUGGGGAGGAGCAAGUCUUCUGUCCACUUACCUGCAGGCUAUGCAGGACCUGAUGGCGAUGAAGGACUGGCCGUGGGACUUCUUCAUUAACCUCAGUGCUGCGGACUAUCCCAUCAGGACAAAUGACCAGCUGGUUGCAUUCCUUUCCCGAUAUCGAGACAUGAACUUCUUGAAGUCACACGGAAGAGACAAUGCAAGGUUCAUAAGAAAACAAGGACUGGAUAGACUUUUCCUGGAAUGCGAUACUCACAUGUGGCGCCUUGGGGACCGGAAAAUUCCAGAAGGAAUCACCAUAGACGGUGGUUCGGACUGGUUCCUGCUGAACCGGAAGUUUGUGGAAUAUGUCACAUUUUCAACCGAUGACCUGGUGACCAAGAUGAAGAGGUUCUACUCGUAUACUUUGCUCCCAGCUGAGUCUUUCUUCCACACCGUCCUGGAGAACAGCCCCCACUGUGACUCCAUGGUGGACAACAAUCUGCGCAUCACAAAUUGGAACCGCAAGCUGGGGUGCAAGUGCCAGUACAAGAACAUCGUGGACUGGUGUGGCUGUUCUCCAAAUGACUUCAAACCCACCGAUUUCCACCGAUUCCAACAAACCGCAAGACCAACCUUCUUUGCACGCAAGUUCGAAGCCGUGGUCAAUCAAGAAAUCAUCGGCCAGCUGGACUACUACCUGUACGGGAACUACCCCUCGGGCACUCCGGGCCUUCGGUCGUACUGGGAGAACGUCUUUGACGAGCCGGACGGCACCCACAGCCUCAGCGACGUGGCACUGACGAUGUACCACUCCUUCUCCCGCCUGGGCUUGAGGAGGGCAGAAACGUCUUUCCACGCCGAGAGCGACAACAGCUGUCGCUACUACCCCAUGGGCCAUCCUGUCUCAGUCCACCUCUACUUCCUCGCAGAUCAUUUCCAGGGGUUCCUCAUCAAGCAUCACGCCACCAAUCUGGCUGCCAGUAAGCUGGAGACCUUGGAGACCUGGGUGAUGCCCAAGAAGGUGUUUAAAAUCGCCAGUCCACCGAGCGAUUUCGGAAGACUGCAGUUCUCAGAGAUUGGAACGGAGUGGGAUGCAAAGGAAAGGAUUUUCCGAAAUUUUGGUGGACUCAUUGGACCAAUGGAUGAGCCGGUGGGCAUGCAGAAGUGGGGCAAGGGUCCCAACGUCACCGUCACGGUCAUCUGGGUGGACCCCGUGAACAUCAUCGCCGCGACAUACGACAUCCUCAUCGAAUCCACGGCAGAGUUUACUCACUACAAGCCACCUUUGAACCUGCCCCUCCGGCCUGGGGUCUGGACAGUUAAAAUCCUGCAUCACUGGGUCCCUGUGGCCGAAACCAAGUUCCUGGUCUCCCCUCUGACGUUUUCCAACAGGCAAGCACUCAGGCAAGAUGAAGCCAUGAGGUGGCACGGAGGCCCCCCGAAGAAUGCCUACCUGGAGCAGAGUUUUCAGGGUCUGAACUCCGUUCUGAACAUCCCGAUCAACGCCGCACAGGUGGAGCAGGCCAAAAGGAAUGCAGCGCUCACGGGCACCAAGCUGGAGAACUGGGUGGACAGCUUGGUCGGAGGCGUCUGGUCAGCCGUCGAUGUCUGUAGCACCGGCUCCACCGCCUGUCCCGUCAUGCAGGACUGCGGCCGAACGUCGUGGAGCUCGCUCAGCCCAGACCCCAAGUCCGAGCUGGGCCCCGUCAAACCUGACGGCCGCUUGAGGUAGCACUCGGGAUGCCCCUUCGUUGGCUUUAAAAGGGAAUUGGACUGUGCGCUCUUGUGUCUCGUGUGGGGUGUCCGUCCGCACUUUCAGAAUCAAAAGCGUCUUGUCAGUGGGCUCACUGCCGCGCUUCCUUCAAGAGAAUGUUCCCGUUGUUGUUUGUGAAGGUCCCGGGAAUGGCCUGGGCAACCCCCAGCUGCCGCAUCGUUUCAAAGGUGUUGGAUGGGGCAAGAAGGGGAAACAGGUAGGAAGAGUCCAGCACACAGGUAGCACUGGAAGGAGUGGCGUUGCUGGGAGAAGCAGAGUGUGGAGGCCAGGCCCAGAUGCUGAAGUCGCCAUCACUUUCCGAAAAGUCCUCGUACAAAUCUAAAGCGAGCACGGAUGUCGUCAUGACGCCGGGCCGAGCUUUCAGUAGAAGUAUCUGGAUCUUCCCCUUUUCUGCUCCUUCCACACACACACACAGAGUUUUGGUUUUAGUUCUAUCUCACCCUGCUAAUCUUUACAGGGAUUUCAAUAUUUGACCUUCCAGAUUGCAAAGCAGUGAGAGAGGACUUUUCCCUCUAGCUGACACCUACAAUCCUAAACAGACAUGCUAAGAAACUGGGCCCCAUUGGACAUUGUAGGACUUACUUCUGAGUAAACAUAUAGUGGCGUCACACUAAAAGUGACCUUUCACACCUCAGAGACCAGUCAGUACCUUUAUUCCAGUCUGAGCUUCCUUAGGUAGCAGCCAAUGUUUUCUCAGUUGCUUCAUGUGGACUCACAAGAUGCUAACUAAGAGAGGGACGUGGGAUGCAGGAAAUUUAGGUACCCCUCUGCAGAUACAGACACCCAGCUUGGUAUCUGUGACUGCCUAUCACAUGCUUGCUAAAAUAAAUUGUCCAUUAAGGUGACAAGUCACACAGAUGUCGUUAGGACCAUGCCUUCCACAGCGGCAGUACAAACUGCAGAGUCCAGUUGUUAGCAUGAAUCUAGGGACUCCAGCUCGCGCGCGUGUUCGCGUACACACACACACACACACACACACACACACACUUCUGUUGGAGGAUCCACUGAGUUGGGCCCCAACUGUAAGGACAACUCUUGCCCCAUGACGGUGGUGCUUCUCAAUAGGUCGAACGUAGCCCAACUCCGGGUACACGCAGUUCCCCCCCAAAGCAAGGCCCAGAGGGAAGUGAUCCGCGCUGCUGCCCAGGUUGGCAGGGGGGACCAACAGCUCCUCCUCCAUUCGUGCCCCUCCCGGCUCCCCCCCCCCCAGCCUUUUGUUCUCCUGCCGCAGCUCUCCACCAAGAUGGAAGUGGCUGUGUGGGAAAGUGCUAGCCUGGCUUGACAGGGAAGGUUACGGGAGCAAACGCUCAUCUCCCACCUGCCCCUGCUCAAUUUUCGGAUUGCUGGGGGAGAGAGGCACCUGCCCCGCUAGCUUUUGUCAUGCCCUCACUUAGCCGCAUCUCCGGGAAAAGCCCAGGGGAGCCCUUGCGUUGACAGGCUGGAGAUGCCCAGUUUGAUCUCUGGCUAGGUAGGAAUGGACUGACUUGCUCUAAAACAUCUUCUUCUGUGGCUUGGCUAAAUGUAGGAGGAUAGGAGGGAAGCGAAAUUCAUUGCUCCUCUCAGGUAACCCUGUUAUGCAUUAUGGAGUGUUAUGCAUCGAACGUUAGCAGUCUCCCUCCUUCCGCACCAGCCGGCUCCUUCAGCUGCUGACCCAUUCCUAACACACAAACAUUUGCCACCAUCGCAUUAGCUUAGCCCCAAAAAGCCCUUGCAAAUCUGGAAGGUCAAGACUGGCUCGUUUACAGAAGGGGAAUCAGGAGCACCCUGACACCCACCGAUGGGUCUGAUCUUGACUUUUUAGCAGUCUGUGAAUCCUGCUUCCCAUUUGGGAGGUGGUCGUUGGAAGCUAGGACCUCAAAGGAAUGAAAAAGCAUCAAUUCCGUUAACAUUUCAUUUGCAUCCCCUCCCCUUUCACAGAAUCAUCCUAAUUAGAUUCCUGGGCCUACAUUGUGUGUUGUGUCGUUUUCCUUCCUUCGGGCCUUCAGUUUGAAUCCCAAGUCUUGGCAAAGCACCAAACAUCAAAGCACUCGGGCGGAUGCUGUACGAAAUGGCCCAUUCAGUUUCAUAGAAAGGUUUCUCUUCUCCCCUUGCCAGUAUUUUGGGCCCACGGCAAACUUUCAAAGCUCAUUCCGUGAGCCAUUGGCCCAUGUGCCAGAAGGGCCAACAGCAUAACCGGGUUAACAAGGAACAGUUGAAUUCCCUUUUAAAACAACCGCUCGCUCGUUUAUUUCUCACCAUCCCGUUCGGUUAAAGCUACCCCAGUUUGCUUUGGACUUCCGGGAAUGUGCGGGCAAGGAAGGCAGGGCAUUCGAAGCUUCGCUGGCACAAACGGGGGCAGGAAGAGGUGAGGUAUUUAUUUGUGUUUUAGUCAGUGACUAAUUAGUAGGUGCUGCUUCUGCAGCUUGGAAAUUAUCUUUUCUUACUAACUAAACUGCCUUUAUUAAGAAAAGGUCUUUCUUAAGAACACCCCCCACACAGGCCAAAUUCCUUUCCUCGCUUUCCUUUUUUCCCUGCUUUCCUGCUUUCCAUUCUCGCAAAGAGUUCUGAUUUGCGGGGGCUGCAGGGGGGGAGGAGGGGAUGAGUAUAGCAGUGGCUUGCCACCGUGGGUCCACAGAUGCCUCUGGACUACAGUUCCCAUCACCCCCAGCCAACAUGGCCCAUGGGGUGGGAGUUGUCCUCCAGCAGCACCUGGGGACUCUGGGUGGGUUCAUUCCAGCUUCUUUACAGUUCGGGGCUGCCGCUGAUGCCUCACGGACCUCUCUUGACCUGGGCGGGGGAGGCUGAGGUCCCUCAGCCAUGGUUGGAGUCCAGGCCCUGCCCUGUCCCGACAGGUGCGGCGAUCCAAAGCGCUCUCCUCCAGCUUCACCUGGGGAGCCGCAGGUCUUGCUUCACCCUCCGCCACCCCGAUUUAAAGGAGCAGAGGUCUGACAUGCAUCUGCUCACCCGUCCACCACCGCCUCCUUUCUGCUCGCUCGGCUCCUUACACGCCGUCUUCAGCAGCCCAGCUUGCAUCUGAGGGCGACCUGCGACGGGCUGCAGAGAGGCUCGGCAUGCGGGUCAUUCAGGUCUCUUGCCCGCCCUACAAGGGCACAACCAUGGACUAGUACAGAAUUCCACUUAGCUGAGCCCUCCGGGUGUGUUGGACUACAGCUCCCAUCAUCCCCAGCCAUCAAGCCAGAUGGCGCCGGGUUGGGAAGGCUGGAUCAGUGUCUCCCAGGUGACCACAGGAGUAAGUCCAUAGUGCCCCGAAGAGCCACAUCCGCCUCUCUUCCCCGGCUGGCUCUGGUGGCUUCAGAGUUGGGCGUCACACCAACCUUCUGCGCUCGGUUCUGAAGCAACCGUGAUGGCGAUCGGCCCCCAGGCCGCCUCGCUUUCGGCAUAACCCUGGCCGCUUUCCUUUCCUGAGAAAUCCUGUUUUCAUCCCCUCCUUUUGGUUUGCUUUCGUUUUAAUUGCUUCUGCCUUAGUUACCUUCUUUUGCUCAAAGGUGCUACCAAAGGUGCUACCUCACUAAGACUUGCAAAUGCGUUUACCUGAUGAAAAGAAAACAAGAACAGGGAGGAAGAAAGAAUUACCUUCUCUGACCUGAAUGUACAAUCUAUGCAAAUCCUCUCUCUCUCUCUCUCUCUCUCUCUAAAACUCUCUGUCUCUCUCUGUCUCUCUCUC